UUUGUUACCGCAUUAUCAUUUUGAAGCCUUGUUUAAGCAAACCCCAAGGCUUGUUUGUUUAUGGUCUGCACUUGGAGGGGGAAAAAAUAAGGUAUCUUUUUAUGUAUUAAAGGAUCGUUAAGGGAGAGCCUCUUCAUGUCCUUUUAAUUCAUGUGCUUGGGGAAGCUUUAGUAAUCAUCACUGGCUAUCUUGUCCGUUCACAUGGUCAUCCAAAUUACGCAGAAGUAGACAUGGUGGAGCUUUCAAUCAACAAAAAGAAAGAGUAGAGACCCAGCACCGCCAACAACUAAGUCUCCGACCUAACUUUGUAUGUCUCUAGGGAAGUAGUAUAGUUCUUAUAAUCCGAACCCAAUUUCUUUUAUUGAGUUUCUAGGUUUCGAAACUUGUCCAAAAGGCUAGCUUUUUUGAUGGGUGUCGCUUGAAUAGGCUUCAAUUUACAGGGAUGGUAAACUCUGUUUUUUGUGCAUCGCCUCCUGGGUUUAUUGAAGAAUCGAAAGAUAAAAUGGAGGGUUCGGUGGUUGGGGACGGAGACAUUGAAGAGAAGAACAAAGGGUCUGCUCAAAAUGGAGAUGAAAAAGUUCAGACUUUUGGGGAUUUGAUUGAAGAUAAAGGUCGAGAGAGCAGUUCAAGCUCUGAUUUUUUGACAUCUGAAACGACAGUGCAUGAGGACCAAAGCCAUUGUAGCUCUCAAGAGUCGUCUUCUCCUCCUUCUAUGGGUUGGCCCGUAGAGAAAGUUGAGGCUUCCGAUUGUGCAAGCCAAGUUGAUAUGGAAAGCGAAGAGAAACCCAGUUUGGGUGACAGGAAAUUAGAGAAGCAAGGGUCGUCAAUCUCAGAGAUUGAAAUGAUGAAGGAAAGGUUUUCAAAAUUGCUGCUUGGAGAAGAUAUGUCAGGUUGCGGGAAUGGGGUUUGCACAGCUUUGGCCAUUUCAAAUGCCAUCACAAAUCUUUGUGCUACCCUUUUUGGGCAACUAUGGAGGCUAGAACCUUUGCCUCCUCAAAAGAAAGCGAUGUGGCGAAGAGAGAUGGAAUGGCUUCUUUGCGUUAGUGAUCAUAUUGUUGAGUUAACACCCUCUUGGCAGACAUUUCCAGAUGGAACCAAGCUUGAGGUGAUGACUUGUAGACCGCGGUCAGAUAUUUACGUCAAUCUUCCAGCUCUACGGAAAUUAGAUAACAUGCUUCUUGAGAUAUUGGAUAGUUUCAAUGACACCGAAUUCUGGUAUGUUGACCAAGGGAUUCUGGCCCCAGAGGCUGAUGGAUCAACGUCUUUCCGAAGAGCACUUCAGCGACAAGAGGAGAAAUGGUGGCUACCUGUGCCCCGAGUGCCGCCUGGCGGCCUUGAUGAGAAUUCAAGAAAACAGUUGCGGCACAAACGUGAUUGCACAAGCCAAAUGUUGAAAGCUGCUAUGGCUAUCAACAAUAUUACUCUCGCCGACAUGGAAGUUCCUGAAUCUUACUUGGAGGCUCUUCCAAAGAAUGGGAAAGCCAGCUUGGGAGAUAUUAUCUAUAGAUAUAUUUCAUCCGACCAGUUUUCCCCUGAAUGUCUGCUUGAUUGCCUUGAUUUGUCCUCUGAGCAUCAAGCUAUUGAGAUCGCUAACAGAGCGGAGGCCUCAAUCUAUGUGUGGAGAAAAAGAUCCAACUCAAAACCUGCCAAUACUACCACCCGAUCUAGUUCCAGAUCAUCUUGGGAAUUGGUAAAGGACUUGAUGAUCGACGUAGACAAGAGGGAAUUGCUAGCUGACAGAGCAGAAAGUCUCCUGCUUUGCUUGAAGCAGCAGUUCCCUGGUCUUCCGCAGACUGCUUUAGAUAUGAGCAAAAUUCAGUGCAACAAGGAUGUUGGAAAAUCCAUUUUAGAGAGCUACUCAAGAGUGUUGGAGAGCCUGGCAUUCAAUAUCGUAGCUCGAAUUGAUGAUCUGCUUUAUGUCGACGACUUGACUAAACAUUCAGACCAACUCUCGUCGUUGUCUUCAGUGGGUAUGAUUGCUCACAGAAGCGUUACGAUUCCAUAUUCAGUUCCAACCCCUAGUACCCCAUACAAAACGGCUUAUGCCACACCAGCCUUUUCGCCAGCAUCAUUAGUUAGCCCUUCCAAGGGAGAUAGAACUCCAUUCUUGACCAGUGGUAAGAUUCCACAGCGCGGUUUGGGUGUGAAGAAGGUCUUAACCGAUUAUCUGAGCAUCGAAUCGAAAGGGAAGGAUUACAGUAAUCUGAUAGAGGGAGUAGAUAAAACGACUCGAGUAGCAUCACCGUCACCGUCUCAGAAUGGGUUCAAGUCAUUUGAAUGGAGAAAAGAAGCAGUCAGUCCAUCGACAGAGAACUCAGUCGUUGAAGAAUGAAUGUGGGCAUUCAUACAUGUAUUCCAUAAGAGUUCUGUCAUGUUGAAGUGUUGUAACGAGACCUCUGUAAUGAUAUAAUUAGAUGUCUUAUAUUUUUGCCAGCAUUAAUGUCUCAUUAUUAUUAUUAUUAUUUUUAUA
Molecule: messenger RNA, 2470 nt
Organism: Tripterygium wilfordii
Lineage: Eukaryota; Viridiplantae; Streptophyta; Magnoliopsida; Celastrales; Celastraceae
Product: rop guanine nucleotide exchange factor 7-like
Exons: 7
Coding region: 443-2332 (629 amino acids)
Molecular function (GO): guanyl-nucleotide exchange factor activity
Source: RefSeq, a predicted model, not a curated record